UUCCGCUUUACUUCUCAUUUCAUCACGCACGUUCUCUCUCUUCACUUCGUCUUCAACGUCGUCCAAGUGGGAGGCAUCGACCUUUGCUACUUUCUCCUGUUGUUGCAUAGCCAUUGUUGCAGAGCCAAGAUCAAUUGCCCUUCCCCCACCGCUGCGAUCUCCUUCCAUAGCAGCACUGCAACAAUAAGCACACUGCUUCUGUUACCGCACUACAGCAUGCCUAAACGAGUUGAACGAGCUCGAGUUCGAGCUCUGACAUGCCUCAUCGAGCUGAGCUCGAGUUAACAUUAUACAACUCGAUUCGAGCUCGAGCCAUGCGAAAUAGAAGUCGAGCCAAGUUCGAGCUUAGGAUGCUCAGGCUCGUGUUCACGGCCCCACAUGUAUAUGGGCCUGGAAUGGCAAGAAAGGGCUGGAUUUUCUGAGGAUAAUACGGUGGUGAAGCUAGUCGGUAAGAAAUUUAUUCCAGCUGAAAGCGCUUCAGAUAAGGGAUUUUCCUUGGACUGUCAUGAGCCUGACAAACGGAUGAAGGGGGGAAUAAUAACGGCUAGUUGCACACCUGCUGAGAGUGUGACCAUCAAUUCCCUUGAACCCUGGGAAAAAAUUGAACCGCGACUGGUCCCACAAAGCGAUGUCCAGCCAGGGGUAGCGGGAAGUUUAGCGGCUCAUGGUCAGAUUUACUUGGGUCUUGAAUGGCAGGAAGCUUCCGAACUUGAGGAAGCAGAAAUGGCUGGGCGUGUGCUGGCCAGUGGAAGGUUCAUUUCUGCAGGAACCAUGGAAGCAAAGACCUUAUGGCCUGCUACAGCUGGGUUACAGCAGGAAACCCACCCGAGCCAUCUCUUGGGCUCUACGGAAGAGGCUAAAGCACAGCCAAACCUAUCACCCCUCUACACUCAGAUAUCUCCCACGUUUUAUCAGGUGGGAGAGGCCCUUGAGACUACGGAUGUGUGGAGUGAGCAUGCUGCUCCUGAAGUUCUCGAGUUAGGAAGAGUGAAACUGCAGAAAACAAAAGCAAGAACCCUGUCAUCUCAGAAGCCGCCUCACGAGCAUACAUUGUUUCCCUCCAGCUGGGACCAGAAUCGUGAAGCCAUACUGUGCGGAGAUCUCAAACUGAGAGAUCCUGAGAUUAUUGGAGUAACAGCAAAGGGCAGCCUUGCUGCUAGGGCCAUCUACGGAUGUUGCCUUACGGGAAUUACAGCAGCUGGUGCUGCAGCCGUCCAAGUAAAUCAGCUAGCAGUGUGGCCGAUUCAUCCGAGUGCGCAGCAGCAAGACCAGCCAUUAUCGACUCGGCUGAAUGAUCCUACCCUCCGGCAGCAGAAGGUGAGGCAGUGCGGCUGGCCUAGAGCCGAGUUAGGAGAGGUAUUACCAGGCAGAGAUAAGGAGAUAGCUCACUACCCUUGGGAUCCCGGUGGAAGAGAACCUCACUUGAAGAUUCCUCGUCGCCUCAAUGCCAAGCUAAACCGGGGCAAGCGAUUGCGCAGAGCCUGAGGGCAGGCUCUGUCUAAGGGGGGUCCCACUCAGUCAUGAUGGCCGAGGGCUGGCCGUAUCUCAGCCAUUUGGGCCCAAUUGCGAAGCACCUCAUAGUCCUUUUCAGAGGCCAACCAACAUGCGAGGGAGGCUAUCAUGCGCUCAGACACAGUGGAAGGCGCCCAUUCCUCAGAGGGCCUCCCACGUACAAGGGAGGUUAACCGGGCAGACGAGAUGGAAACCAAGGCGAAGGCCGAAGUUGAGGUCAAACCAAAUGAGUAUCGUUUUCGGCCUAGGGAGGUUAACCUCCGCCCAAGCAAGGGGACUAUUCGCCAUUCAGCACAUCCGCCUGCUAGGGAGGCUAACCCAGCUCCAGCCCAACUCCAAGAACGUCUCUGUGGACAAGUGAGAUUAAUCAGCGGGCGAGACCGCGGGUUAAAGCUGUUUCAGAUGGUCCAGGGUAAGACCCACCCAGCUAAACCACGCGUCUCAGGUCCGCUCAGGGGAAGGAGUCUCAGUCUACUGGGUUCUGGGCGGGACACGUCGCUGGAGUGAGGCAAGACACGCCCAGGUGAGGAGGACGCGAACUGGGAAGGAUGCGACCAGCGCAUCUUUUGACGGGACACCGGUUCAUGCGAGGCGGGACACGCCGAGAAGGGUAAUGCUUUUAAAAAAUUAAUUAGUUUUCAGGAUCAACAAGAGCUUAAUAUUUCAAACAAUUAAACAAAGUGUUAUAGUUUCUCUCUCUCCAAAUUAAGCAUAGCGCAGCAGUGGGGUUGGGUGGUGGAGUUAUAUGGUUGAUUUAAGAGUCUUUCGUGUUCGUCCACCUCGUGAUCCACCAAAGGCUUUUGUGGUUUGAUUCUAUAACUUAUUUGCUAAAAAUAGAUUCCAUCACUUAUUUGCUAAACAUAUUUUUUUGGGACCUAAAUAUAAUU
Molecule: messenger RNA, 2399 nt
Organism: Nymphaea colorata (pocket water lily)
Lineage: Eukaryota; Viridiplantae; Streptophyta; Magnoliopsida; Nymphaeales; Nymphaeaceae
Exons: 2
Coding region: 379-1485 (368 amino acids)
Source: RefSeq, a predicted model, not a curated record